Molecule: messenger RNA, 9243 nt
Organism: Onychostoma macrolepis
Lineage: Eukaryota; Metazoa; Chordata; Actinopteri; Cypriniformes; Cyprinidae
Gene: pdzd2
Product: PDZ domain containing 2
Exons: 26
Coding region: 676-8043 (2455 amino acids)
Molecular function (GO): protein binding
Source: RefSeq, a predicted model, not a curated record
GCGAAUCGCGUGCAUGUGUUAAAACUGAGCCUUUACUGUUGCUGCUGCAUCCUUUGUGAAAGAGUUGUCAAAGUUGACCAAAAGGGAGGUGAUUUUUCACAAUAACACAAUAACCGAAAACAGUUCAGCUGUUCGGUGUGCAUGUAGUACUCUUUCUCAGAUCACUUUCCGUUGCGUUUCUGAAAGACUCGACUUGUGAAUCGGAUUUCAUUGAUUUGGAUUAAAUUUCUCCUGGUGAUGGAAAUGCAGUCUGCUAACACGGUUUAAUGCAGUUGUACGGAUGGUGGAUGUCUGUGGCGCCUAUGAGUCAGGAUAGAUCUCGACUCCCAGCGAUCCACUAUUUUCCACUUUAAUGGUAUUGGAAAUCAGAUUUGGCACACACCAAGACGACCAGUUAAUGGCACACGUUCUCUUGUUACCCCUCAAAGCAUAAACGUGCCCUACUUCCUCAAUCUCUGCGCUUUCCUUUUGUUUCUGCGGAUGACAUCAUGGAGCUCUGUGGUCUAAGUGUAUUAUCGAUGGAUCGCAGCGCUCUGGAUCUGAAGUCUGUGAGGUCAACGUGUCAUUUUGAGAAGAAUGUGAAGCCAUUUUAAUGCGUCUGAUUACAGCAACCACUGGAGAGCCUUGACUCAACAUGCAGGGGCGGCCCAGGCAGGCCCAGCAGCAGCAGCUAGGAUGCCUAUCACCCAAGAAAAUGCCCUGAGCCAUCUACCUCUGUUGGAGAACUGGCUCUGGGCACGAGAAAAGGACAGAGAUGAGGGCAAUGAGUCUCAGAUGAGCACAGGCGGUGUUUGCAAGGCUGCCAUUCGCAAGCUUGUGGAAUACAUCCAGCUAAACUUUGCUGAAAUUGAGAGUCCUUUGUACAGUGGCAGCCAAUUCAGAGAGGAAAUCGAUGCUGAGGUGAGGGCGGUCUACCUGAACAAGUCUGAGGAAGAUGGACCGGAGUUUGGGCUCAGCUUUGGAAAUAUUCCCAUUUUUGGAGACCCCGAGGGGAAGAAGAAAGGAGUCAGGAGGAGGCGCAGGAAGGGCGAUAAAGGCCCUGUCUUGGACGUCGGAUGCAUUUGGGUGACUGAAGUGAAAAAGAACAGCCCAGCGGCCCGUUGUGGAGAUAUCAAACUGCGAGAUGAGCUUCUGUCACUGAAUGGACAGUUGAUGGUUGGGGUCGAUGUCACCGGAGCCAGUUACUUGGCGGACCAGUGCUGGAAUGGAGGCUGCAUCUACCUGAUCAUGUUGCGAAGAAUUAAACGCAAGGCUCCUCUCCCUCCAUGCAAUGGCAGUGGGGGAAACUCCGUGGACGUCUCUAAUGAGCACCGGCGCAAUGUCUCCUCCGAGCCUGCAGGCAGCCCCAGACACAAUGGACAGAACGGCAAACGAACCCGCAAAUUUGGCGUCAUUUCCCGCUCCUCCUUCACUCGCGACAGUAAAGAUAGCCGGGACUUUGAGCAUGAGAAUGGCUACAGCUCCAUGGAGGCAGAGGUCACGUCCCCAGAGAGCAGCACUCCUCAGGACACACCGACUGAUGAUAGUCCAGUCAUUGGCUCCUCAGAGCUGAUGUCCAGUCACAUGAAGGUGGGAAGCACAGCCACCCUACCCAGCCGAUCCCACUCACGCCUCUCUGAAAGCUACAAAACUGAGUCAAUAAGCAGUGAACCUUCCAGUCUGCCCCGUGAGGGCAGCCGGAUCUGGAAGAUGCACAUGGUGAAGGGUCAGGAUGGACUCGGUAUCCAGAUCACAGGCGGACGAGGGUCCAAGCGCUCUCCUCACGGUAUCAUCGUGGCCCACGUGGAGGAGGGAGGAGCCACACAGAGAGAUGGCCGUCUGAAAGCAGGUGACGAGUUACUGAUGAUAAACGGUCACUCCCUGGUAGGACUCUCACACCAGGAGGCUGUAGCCAUCCUGCGGUCCACUGCUGGACUCGUACAGCUGGUAGUGGCCAGCAGGGAUGAAUCCGAAGUGGACUUCCACAAGUACCCGUCCACCAGCUUGCCCGACCUAGUGAGCACGUGCUCUGGUCCGGACGCCUCUCCCUCCCCUGGGGAGGAGAAGGAGAACAUGGAGCCGGAUGUGGAGGACGUGAGGGCCAGCAGCCUUUCACUGCCCACCCAGGACUUGUUUACAGAUUUUGACAGACUUGAGGAACGUGGCAGGAUUGAGGGUACCAAGGGAUGUUGCCGAAGCCCCACACCAAUGAAGUUCCGUAGCAGAUCUCAAGGUGGAGGAAGCCGCCUGGAGUCAGUUGGUGAAGACGAUGAGCUUAUCGUGGAAAACGGUGAUACAGGAAGUGAUGUGGCAGAAAAGCCAGCGCGAGGAGGACGCAAACAUUCGCUCCCGCAGCAGCUGGAUACAGUUGGGAUUCGACAGGAAUAUCAAAUUGUGAAGAAAUCGGCUCGUUCCCUGAGCACUGUUCAAGUGGAAUCUCCAUGGCGACUGGCACAGCCAUCCAUAAUCUCCAACAUUGUCCUAAUGAAAGGACAGGGCAAGGGUCUCGGCUUCAGCAUUGUCGGUGGGCAGGAUUCAGCCCGGGGGAGGAUGGGUAUAUUCGUCAAGACAAUUUUCCCCAAUGGAGCAGCUGCAGCAGACGGGAGACUGAAAGAAGGUGAUGAGAUAUUGGAAGUGAAUGGAGAGUCUCUACAAGGCCUCACACACCAGCAGGCCAUUCAGACCUUCAAGCAACUGAAGAAGGGAGUAGUUACCCUAACUGUGCGGACACGUCUGAGAAGUCCAAGUCUUACACCCUGUCCCACACCCACCCUGCUCAGCAGAUCUAGCUCUCCAAACUCAAAUGCUAGUGGUGGGACUCCAGUCCCUCCUAGCUUUGAAGAUGGGGACUCUCGUAAGGGGCCUGGUCCCAAAGAUCGCAUUAUCAUGGAGGUUACACUGAACAAAGAGCCAGGUGUGGGGCUGGGUAUCGGUGCCUGUUGUCUAACACUGGAAAACAGUGCUCCUGGGAUCUACAUCCACAGCUUGGCACCAGGAUCUGUUGCCAAAAUGGAUAGCAGACUCAGUCGAGGAGACCAGCUCCUGGAGGUGGACUCUGUGAGCCUGAGACACGCAGCGUUGAGUGAAGCCUAUGCUAUCCUGAGUGAAUGCGGACCUGGCCCCGUCAGCCUCAUCAUCAGCCGACAUCCAAACCCCAAAGUGUCUGAACAGGAGAUGGAUGAAGUGAUCACUCGCUCCACUCACAGAGAUAGUCAUUCUUCCCACACGCUCGGCCUGCCAUCGAAGAGUCCUUCUCCCACUGUUAAAGUCAAGCAGGGUGAGGGUAAUCCUGCUCUCAGCUGGACCAUGAAGAGAUUCCUUGAGCCAGCCAGCAGGCAAGGCUCGGUGAGUUCAGAGGCAGAGCUCUCUCAGUAUUUCUCGGUUCACGAUGUACCCAGCCAUUCUUCCCUUUCUGAGACCAUGGCGAUGGGUUCCAGUGAUGACGACAUGCUGCAUAGUAGCAGGAGCUGUAAUACAUCUAUGGAGGAAUCAGCAGCACCUCAGCCGCAUGUCUUUCAGGAUUGCUCCUAUAAAGGUUCAGACAGUAGUCCCACAACCCCAGAAUGUUGUAAAGCCUCUGGAGGGGCUGGUCGCACUGCAGACAUACCCCAACAGGCCAGUGUGGGAAGCAGUCCAAGUUCUGUUCGCAGCCCACUUCUUCGUCAGCGUCGGGUCAUCUGCUAUGAGGAUGAGCCUAGCGAUGACGAAACCGGCCUUGAAGAGGACAGUGGCCCUUUCCGUCGCCGUCUUCACGGGGUCUCGGAUGGCGGCCACCACCACCACCAAGAGGAAGACUCUGGUAUUGUAAUAGCCACGUCAUCUCUCGAGGUCGAUGAUGAAAGCCAGGAUAGCAGUGAGAGCCAUAGACAGAUCGGCAGCGAACCAGCCACUCCGCUCUACGGCAGCUCGCUUGAAUCUGAGGAAGGACCUAGCGGCCCGCCUGCUGCCGAAUCUCCCUUCAUGCCCAUUCGCUGUUUGGAGGCAGCCGGAGGAACAAACCUGGGUGUCAAAAAAGAGCCCCAUCGGGAAGGGCAGGAGGUCAAACGCUCACCCAAGCUGGAGCACAAAGCCGUGACUCGUGUCAAGAGCAUGAUGAGCAUCGAGUGCCCCAACCCUCCACAAAGAGCCAAGGGUGAAGAACAACCUUUACUUCCAGCAACAGCUGCCCAGGUUACACAGAACAGCACACGGCCGCCCUGCAGGAUGCUGCACUGCAAGAAGGGGGAAUCCAGUGAGUUAGCAGGGGUCUGCACCAUUGAGACAAUAGUGCUCCAGCGUAGUGAGACCGAGUCUUUUGGUCUGGAUCUGGAGAUUAAGUCCGCUCCACUCAAGGUGCUGAUCACAGGGCUGAGACCAGGAGGUGUUGCGGAAAGGGAAGCCUCAGGGAAGAUGAGCGUUGGUGAUGAGAUUGUGACAAUUGGUGACACCCCUGUGUGUACAUCCACCUAUCAGGAGAUCUGUGACCUCAUGCACAACCUGCCAAUCACAUUGACCUUAGAGAUUAAGAAGCCAGUCUCAGCUGUAGAUCGACUUUCUAGCCUGAUUAUGUCUUCUGGCUGUGAGACACCUAGACCUCCAGAAGAAAGGAAUCAUAUGGACAAAACUAUUGUUGCAGCCCAAGAAAGCCUUUCAUCAGAAACCAAUGCGAAACAGGCAUUAGCAAUCCACAGCAACAGCAUUCCCGUCACUAAUAUUGAUGAUGUCAUAACUGAACUGAACUCAGCAGAAAGUAAAGAAAAAGACAGAAGUGUCUUGGAUUCCACAGAUGCAAGUGCAAAAACAGAAGAGUGCAGUCAAGUAGACGACAGAGGGACUGCAGCGCAAUCGCAACAUAACCUUCUGGAUUUCUCUGCUAUAGAUGUGGGGAACAGCGCUUGCCAUUUUCCUGUAGGAAAGACGUUUUUAAAUAGUUACUCAAGGAACUUUUGUAAUCUGGGAGAGGACAUUGUCCCUCUAGAGAAAGGACAUGGAGAGAAACCAAGUAUGUACAGUCUGGUGGAAGAUAGUGACUCUGAGAGUGACUCUGCAGACACUGCUGUCAAAGUAGAGUCGUCGCAAGGUCACUGUGAGGGUCCUCGGGACACCGACUCAGAUGAGGAAGAGGUUGAGCUCUGUUACAGCACUGUCAGUCAGCCUGCAUUCAGCCAAUCAGAGGGCAGCUCUCUGCCAGAUAGAAAAAGCCUGGCCAAUUGCCAGACUGUUGACAGUCUUGCUGGUGGAGGCAUACUUGCUAGUAUGGAUCUCCACAACCCUCUGUCACUCACAAUGCAAGACAAGGAUUCGCAAGAGAAUCAUUCUGUCUCCAAGUUACCAGAUCCACUUUGCCCUCAAGUUUCAGGUGAUGAUCUCCUAAAUGGGGAGAGUGGACACACACCCACACAACAUGAGGCAACGUGUGCAUCUCAGAGAAACUGCAACACUGAUGAAAAAUGUGAAACCAUUUCAAAAUCUGUUCAAGUCUGCCAGACACCAACAGGUGUCCCUUCCCCCGCUGUUUCUCAGGACAUUAGUCACGUCACCCCAAGAAGUCAAGAGAGGACAACUAAGUUGCUCUCAGAUGCAUCUCUGUCAGUAGAGAAACUCAAUACUGGGCAAGCGCCACUGGGGUCAACUGUGUCACAGCCCAAGGCAUUAAAUGGCAAAACUAGUGGGCAGGCCUCCUCUACAAUUGCUCCAAAAGACAAGGAGAGAGAGAAAGUUAAUCCUAUACUUGACUUGAAAUCAUCACUUUCCCAAACCCAGAGUAAAUCCACCUCUUAUAGUGCCAAAUCUUUGGGAACUAAAUCCCCUAAUGACACCCCUAUCUCACCCCUGCUGAGAAGUAGACUCAAAGUUGAUGAUAAAAAGUCAAAUACCUCUUCUAAACUUAAGGGUCUUAGUAUUAAGAGUAAAUCCAAAGACCAAGAACAGUCCGUCUCUAGAACGCCAAGGGUGGAAAGUAUAGGACAGAAAAAAGCUCUCAGCUCCCCAAGUCAGUCUCCUAAACUUCUCUCCAAAAGAACCACACCAACUGGUAGCCCUAAAUCCACCAGAACAUCUGAGAAGAUCAGGGUUACUUCUUGUAAAACUGACCAACUAACUGUGUCCAGUGUCUUAAAGACAAAUUCCAUCAACACCACCAAAGAAGAACUCAAGCCUUCCAAGAAGGAACAAGUCUCGGACCUAAAAGAGCAAGUCUCAAAAUCAGAGGUCACUGUCGUCAACACUCAAAGAACUUUCAUUGAGGUACGACUUUCAUCCUCUUCAUCAUCUACACCUGUGCUGACACGCAAGGAAGUUGGGAAUGCGAGUCAUUUAAGCUCGGCCCCGAUGUCGAUUGAUCAAGUCGAGUGGGAGGAAUCGAAUUCAGACUCCUCUCUUGGAAGACACGCUGUCCCAUUAGAAUCAACCAAUUCUUCAUCUAUUUGUUCGCACCAUAACGGUACUAAUAAAACAAAUGAAACUUCUUGCAAUGGCCAGGAACAAAAUCUAAAUAAAAAUCUAAAUAAUAAAGAUGCUGCUUCUAGUCACAAAACAAGCAUAUCCAAACUGUACCUGAGGGGACUAGACCGCAGGAGCUGCUCUACAGACAUUAGUGGGCCACUUGACCCAAACCCCUUCUCAGUUCGUCAAAGAAUCCAGUCCUUUGAGAAUCUAGCCAGCUUUGAUCGAUCUGUCAUAAAGUGUAUAGACAUACCGUUUUAUGCUAAUAACUCAAAGCCACCUCUGAACCGGAGGUUAUCUGGGUAUGCUGGAUCUGUUAGCAGUCAGUCCAGUGACAGCCGUUCUUUGCGGAGGAGUUUCAGCUCUUGUGUAGACAACUUGAGCUCAACCCCAUCUCCACCGUAUCCACAGAAUUCAUCUUCCACUUCAGUUGUCACCAUCUCUGAAUCAACUCCUCAAAACAAAACCACAGAAGCUGUUAUGAAGGAGAAGGUGAGAAAUGAGGCCUCUGUGAACCAGCCUGCUGUACACACACCACCAGUACUGCGCUCCCGCAAUGCCCGCACACAUGGAGGCCUGUCGCGCUCCAAACUGAGAGAGAUAAAGGCACUGAGCAUGCCUGAACUGGACAAGCUGUGCACUGAGGAUUUCACCAGUGACCCUGGAAAUGUGAUCUUUAAGACGGAGCUGGAAAUCUACCCUUGCAGGUCCAUAGACCCAGCAUCACACAACCUGCAGUGCACCGUGGUGACCAGGGUGAGCAGUGUUGAUGCUGGGGUUCUUGGUUCAACCAAUGGGGACCAACACGAAGGCCAGAUCACAGGGCUCUCAUGCUGGUCUAUAAGUUUGAAAGAUCUUGAAUCUUCUCCUUUGGACCAAAAUAAAGUGCAAGAUGUUCUGUGUUCCCUCACAACCAAAUUGGAUGUGACAAGUCUCAUACAGGAAACAAGCACUCUUUCAGAGGUUAAAGAUGACAUUUACUUUGUGAUCUUAACCAAAGAGCAAGGAUCUGGACUGGGUUUCAGCAUCGCCGGAGGAGUAGAUCUGGAGCAGAAAUCUAUUACUGUCCAUCGGGUGUUCACUCGAGGGGUGGCAGGCGUGGAAGGUACCAUUCACAGAGGAGACAGAGUUUUGUCAAUAAACGGCACCGGCUUGAGUGGUAUCACACACGCAGAGGCGCUGUCCUGCCUUCAUCAGACCAGACUGCCAAAGCAGGCAUUAGUGAUCAUCCAGAAGGGCAAGAACACUGAGCCAACAUCGCCUAGACAAGAACUUCCCCUUCAGACUGGAACUGGUCCAACUCCAGGCCAUAGAGACAGCAUCAGAGAACAUAAAACAAGUGUGGAAGUGGGGCCAGACGGGGCUUUAAGUGUGGAGUUACUGAAGACUACAGCCGGUUUAGGGUUCAGUCUAGACGGAGGCAAAGCAUCUGCCCAUGGAGAUCGACCUCUUUACAUCAAACGCGUUUUCCGUGGAGGAGCCGCUGAACAGUCCCGGGUCAUUGAUGUCGGAGAUGAACUUCUAGCCAUCAAUGGCAGGUCUUUGCAGGGUCUUAUGCACUACGAUGCCUGGAACAUCAUUAAAACGGUCUCUGAGGGUCCCGUCCAGUUAGUCAUCAGAAAACCCAGGACUUCAGUAUGACGUCUGAUCUACCUGCACGUGUUGCACGUUUGUGAGAUGCAAAACUGUGGUGGACUCUCAUUGUACAUAGACUUUGCAUUCUUUUUAUAUUUUUGUUACAGGAUCUCUAUGAUGAAGAAUUUGUUGCACAUUGAUUUUUAUACAAACCGAUGCUUCUGCGGAAGUGUGGUAGACUCACAUAUGCGGGCUCGAGGUAUUUUUAGUAUGUCUUUGAACUUUGUAUCUCACAGACUUUUUGAAGACAUUUAAGCUUAAUUGUAAGAAUUCUAAAUAAUAUGGUUAUAACUGCUUCCCUUGUAUAAUAUAAUUUAAUUACAAUAUUGUGAAAAUUGGUUUAUACGUAUAGCUAUGAUUAUAUGGUGACGAUACAGACCACUAAAGAGCGUGUUCACUCUGCUUAAUCUAAUGGAUUACAGUAGAUCAACAUAGAUAUCAAACUCUAUGUGAAUCAUAAAAUGAGUUUCUGUUUUGAACUGGUUUAUGACUUUAAAAUGGAUUUGUGGAAUUGAUUUUUUUCCCCCUGUUAUCACAGUAAUUUACCGGUAUUUUUAUUGUUCCUUUUGAUGAUUGCAAUUUUUGGGGGGUUUUGGUAUUAACUUAUUUUAUUUUAAAGGUAAAGUGUGUAAUUUCAGUGCCACUAAAUUUCCCAAACACUCCUAUCUCCCCCAUCUGUCAGGCUCUUGUACAGAAAAACAGGAAGCUGCACCCCAGACUCACAUUAUUGGUUAAAGCACAAGAUGACGACAAAAAAAAAAAAAAAAAUAUUGCUGUGAGACAGCCACAGUGUUUACACUUGAUUCACUUUUAAAUACUUGAAUUCAAUCUGGUUAUUAACAUUUAAAAUACAAUCAUAGAUUGAAAAAGUCACCUUAGCACACUUUAAUUUGAAUCAUGACAUUUCAGGUCUUUUGGUUAUGUUUGAUCAUAUUCUUUCAGCUGUGAAUAUUGUCAUGUUUACCAUCUGAGACUUUCAGUAGAGUUAUCUACCUGAUAAAAAUAUAUCAGUGAUGUUGUUAUAUUUUACUUGAACUGUCUUUGUGUAAAUAUUGAGGCUUCCACUGAUUUUAUUGUAAUUUAAUUUUGCUGAGUAUUAAGCACAAAUGUAUUAACUAUAGCGUAUAUGAAAAAAGCAAUCAUGAAUAUUUCUAUUGUCUAUCUGACUUUUUGUUCUGCCCUUGUGAAUAAAGACAUCAGAUAUUU